Ceratosolen solmsi marchali is the source of this 1397-nucleotide messenger RNA. It is a transcript of the gene BBS4, whose product is annotated as Bardet-Biedl syndrome 4. The transcript is spliced from 10 exons. Gene Ontology annotation, molecular function: protein binding. Lineage: Eukaryota; Metazoa; Arthropoda; Insecta; Hymenoptera; Agaonidae. Gene Ontology annotation, cellular component: ciliary basal body. Gene Ontology annotation, biological process: protein localization to cilium; cilium assembly. The record is from RefSeq and is a predicted model, not a curated record. The coding region runs from base 20 to 1363 and encodes 447 amino acids.
UUCACGAAUCGUAAGCAGUAUGGACAAUAAUAUUCUUAAUAAUGGAAAAAGAAAUGAACAAUUAUCAAGCAACCAGAGUUUUCGGGCUGAUAAAUCAAAUAAGAAAAUACCACCUGUCGAAGAAAAAAAUUGGAUACUGCACAGAUAUUAUACGCGACAUGAGUACGAGAUUUGCAAAAUUAUAAUUGAACAAGAAUUAGAAAAAUUUGCUGGUCUUACUGAGUUUCCUCAUUAUUUAAAGGGUUUAAUUUUAAGAAAAGAAGGUAGAGUGCAAGAUUCGUUUAAUUGUUUUCAAAAUAGCUACGAAGUGAAUCCUAGAAAUGUUAAUAAUUUUACGCAAAUUGCGAAAUCCUUAUUUCUUUUGGGUGAUUACAAACGAGCCAUCGAAAUAUUUCUACAGGCGAAAAAAAUGAGUGAUCCAUCAGAAUGGGAAAUUAAUUAUUUUUUAGGUGAAUGCUAUACAAGAACGAAUCAGCUAGAAGACGCGGAAACUCACUUAAUACACGCAACCAAAUUGACGAAAAAUGAGAACCCGUAUAUUGCACUUGUUAAACUAUAUGUCAUAAAAGAUCGAAUUAUUGAUGCAAUAGAUAUUUAUACAAAUGCUUUAGUUUCGAUACCUGAAAGUGAAGAAAUAGCUACAGAAUUAGGACAAUUAUACCUUGACGUAGGUGAUAUUAAGCGAGCUUUUCAGCAAUUUGGUACAGUGUUAGCUCAAUCACCAAAUUACACUAAAGCCAUGAUUCCGAUGGCUUAUAUAAUGCAGUCUAACGGAGAAUACGACGUUGCCUUUUCCAAGUAUAAAAUAACCUCACAGUCAAUGCCGGAAUCGUGGACACUAUGGAACAAUAUUGGGAUGUGUCUUUAUGGAAAAAAAAAAUAUGUCUCCGCAAUUACGUGUUUGAAGAGGGCCCAUUAUUUGAAUCCAUUGGCAUUAGCGCCAGCUUGCAAUCUCGGCUUAGUCUUCUUGACAACUGGACAGGUGGUUUCUGCUACAAUAUAUCUAUGCGGUGCAGUGGCCUCGGGGCGAACCAGUUCCAUGGCUUAUCUGCUGUUGGGAUUGGCACUUAAACGUCUGGACGAUCUGGAUGGCGCUGAGAGUUCCCUGGAAAAAGCGCAUUCGCUUGCCCCACAAGACCCGUGGGUACUUAUCAACUACGCAGUGGUAUUAGAUGCUCAGAAGAAGUCGAAGCAAGCGCGUGAGCUCCUUGUUGUGCUUAAUGAUGUCAACACACUGAUUGAUCUCGAUCUCCAGAUAAUAAGAAUGACAAAACAAUUAACAGUUAAAUUACAAGCUGAUGAUAAAUUGUCGCGGCCUUUAUUUACUCAAGAAGAAAGAAGUUUUAAUGAAGAUGAAGUAUAAAUAAUGUAAUUUAAACAUUGUUAUGUUCAGGAAA